GGCAGUUGGCAGGAAACAGUGUAGGAAUUUUCUUGCUUGCCUCUAAUGGAGGUCGUCUUCCUUACCCACCGUGGUUGGCGUCAGCUUGAAUGAAGUACAACAAGUACAAGCCCACCGUUCCUCACGCUCUCCCUUGUGUUUCAUUCUUCACAUUUGAUAUUCAGUCUCCUUUUCCUUUCUCCUUUCACAUCACCAUUUACCCCUCCGUUUUCUGGCGUUACUCUUCCCUUACGCACUUGUCGUUGCGUCUCUGUCGUUCGCCACCGUCCCUGCCCUGAUCCCAUCUGCAUUGCCGUUCGCUUUUUAUGAAUGCCUCAGUCCCAAGAAAGCUUUCCCCUUUCUUGUCUCUCUCUGCGCACGUCGUUUCUUUUGUUCGCUCCCGCGAGUUCCAUUGCUCCCCUACUCAAUGGCAUCGUUGGGUCACGAUGGUACUGAAGGAGCAAAUCUGUCUCUAGGGCGGCGUUUGACAGGAAAACCGAGUCCACCACAGCCUCUGCCUCCCCCGACUCACCCGCUCGAUUCGCCUCGCUCUAACGAGCGCCGUGCACAGGCAGAGAAGCUUGCCGAUGCAAGUGUUCGACAGCGUGAACUCCAGCUUCGCCAGCGGCGGGCCGUACACCAAAAACAGCGGAGGCGAUACAGAAGCACCGAGGCGACGCGAAACGGAGGCAAUGACAGUCAAGCAACGGAUGCACCUCGAGGGAGGACGCAGGAAUCUUUCCUCGGUUUGCUCUUUUCUCUCUCGGCACACAAGUCCCGGUGGCAACGGUGGACAGAAAAUUCGGGAUGUGAUUGGCGAAGCCGCAUCGGUGGCACGGUGUCUUGGCCCAGUAGAUGGCCUUUCGGUUUUGGAGACUCGGAGGAGACAGAUGUAGCGCAAGGCGCUCCUGAUCUACCUUUAAAAGACAGAGCACAUGCGCGCGGCAGGUCAUCAGACCCCGCAGAGCACUUUUCGUCCGAUCUAACCUGUUCUCCACGCACUCUCCACCUGCCGGCUCUCGUGCUGCCGGACGCUUUCCUGUCGCCCGCCAGUUCGAAGACCCCGCGACUUUCUCCGAUUUUCUCUGCAGACCAAGAGGAGGACAUUCCGUUGCCUGAUAACAGUCGUGGGGGCGAGGACCUAGGCUGUUGUGACGCACGGGUGCAGCCGACACAAAACGCGGCACCGAGUCUGCACAAGGGAGCACGCAGAGAUUGUCGCAGAUCCAGCCAACUGUCCCCGUCUGAGCAAAGACUCCCACGGGGGUCUGGUCUGGCGGCCAGACCGACGCGGACGCUUUCGUUCAAAACAGAGCCGUUUGUUGCCGUCACGCUGGAUCUGUCUCCACUCACAUCCACCAACUCGCCCCCUUCGUCUCCACUGUCGUCGACAAUGGCCGAGGAGGUGCUGCCGCUCGAAGGCACUUGCGUCAAACGCGGUUCGUCCGCGGCGUCGGCGCUGCAGUCACCUUAUGCCAGCUCUUCAGCUGCUCCGCCCUCGCCAUCCUCUUCCUACGUUCUCUCGGCGCCCUUGUCCUGUGGAUCUUCGCCGAACCUUCUGUCGUGGUCUUCCUUGUCUCCGUGUGGCCCCGCCUCGUUGGGCCGGUUGGCACGAAAGAACAGCGGAGGCCCAGCAGGAGAAGUAAGCGGCGCAUGCGUGCCGGGCGCGAACGACGCUGGUGGCAAAGGUUCGUCUGUCUCGCCUUUCCUUCGCGAGCCCCUGCCCCCGUUUUUUCUCCAGGAGGGCCCCACACCCGCGAUGGUCGACGCUUUUUAUCAAUUCAUCGAAGUCGCACACGACAUUCGACAGGCAGUGCUGUUGGAGAUUAACGUGUCGUCGCGGCCGCGCUCGCGUUCUGGUGGAGACUCGACGACUAUCGCAGAAGAUGUUUCCGCAGCUGAGGCUGCUCACGUCCUCAAAGAGCCGUCAUCUUCUUUGGAAGUUGAGGAACUGGCAGGAACAUACCGGCUUCUCCGUUUCCUUCAGGGCUAUGAUUUUAAUGUCAGUGAAGCAGCUCAGGCCUACAAACGGCACGUCAUUUGGCGAAUAACGCAAAGGAUUGACAACGCAAUGCGUGACUUCAUCCUCCGAGAGAUGGUGCUGCCGCUGACUCCGGAGAAAGCAGUGGAUCACGCCGCAGUUUCCCGGAACUUCCCGAAUAAUCAACUUCUUCGCUGCUCGAAGCAAACGGAAAGAGUCAGUGAAACGAAGAGCUCCAGAGAGCGUCCCCUUCACGCGUUUGAAGCUGUCACCAGCAGAGGAACGGCGUUGCCGCUUGCGCCUGACGCAAAGAACAGAGACGAAUCCAAGGGCGAGGCGAAAACCCUGAACGAACAACAGGAUUUCUUCUGUCGUUAUGGUUCGACUUCUUCCGCUGCAUCUUCUUCGACGUCUGCUUCUUCCUGUAUUUCUUCGUCUUCAUUUAAUUUGUUCUCUUCCUCGCCUGGCUCUUCCUCCGCGUGCGGCCCUUCUGGUAGUUCAAGGGAAGUCGCGUCUCCGCCUGAUGGAAAUCUUUUUUCGUUCGCGUCUCCAACCGUAACACCGCAAAUUCUCCUGGACAGACAGGGGAACAUCAUCACAGUUGCGAGACCAGGUCUCCUUGAUGAGCGGCGUCUUUUCGAGGAGGUGUCUGAGGACACCUUUUUGAAGUGGCAUUGCUACCAGCUCGAAUUUCGCAACAUUCUCCUCGACAGAUUAUCACGCCAGAAAGGGCGAUUGGUCCAGGCGACCUCCAUUCUCGAUCUCGAAGGCCUAUCUGCGAGAUCCAUAAAUCGGCACGCACUCGGAAUUCUUCGGCAACUCAUAUACGUGACUAGCGAGAACUACCCCGAGUCGCUGAGCCACAUUUUUUUCAUUAACACACCGCGCCUCUUCAGUGCCGUCUGGGGGACUCUGCAAGGCUGGCUGAAGGAGCGAACUGUCGCCAAAAUCCACAUCCUCGAAGGAGACUACGAAGCUGAAUUGCACAAGUACAUCGAUCCUGCCUGUCUUCCUCCAUCCCUCGGGGGCGUGUGCACUUCUCCUCUUGCAUGCAUCCGGACGUUCUCGAAAACAGAACUUCUGUCGGCUCGCCUCGGAGGCGGUCACUCGAUUCUUCACAUCGGAGCGCGACGGAGAGAGCACGUUGAUUUCGAGGUUCCCAAAGGUGCCUGUCUUUCCUGGGCGUGGGUCCUUGUCGAGCACGACGUGAGCUUUCAAGUCAAGUGGCGUCCUGCGGCGGGGAAUGAAGAACGGCCUAUGCUGGAGAUGAAGAAGCACCAAGGAAGUCGGGUGGUUCGAGGCUCUAUAAAGGCCGACCAAGAUGGUACGGUCUCGCUCAUCUUCGAUAACUCCUGGGGCCUGUUCUCUCACCGGACAAUCUUCUACAAACUGCAUCUUGAGGACUCUGCUACACCUGCAUCAUGUUCGUAGAUGGACACGUCUGCGAAUCCUCAACGCCGAUGUCGUUUGUGCAGAGGCAACGUCGCUGAGGAGCUUGCGUCCCAUGUUCAGUUUUACACAAUUGUUCUAGCGAUACAGCGCCCAUGGGCGCGUAUUUCAGAAUCCCUCUCAGCAACAAUUGUCCCCGGAAAACGCAUUUCAGAUGAAAGAACAGAACGGGGACUGUUGGGCUUUGUCCGAAAGCGAAGCCUCACAUGUCGUGUUUCUCCUGGCCUUUUUCCACAAAUACAAACUCGAGGAGAAAGGGAUCUUUUCACGGGUGCCCUAGGUUUUUUUCGUGGAACAGACUGCUUCCGGGCAUUUCACUCCGGGACCAUUCCCGAUUCCGUACUUCUGUUUUCAUGGGACGUCUUCUGCCGUCCGUCUGCUUUCAGAGGGUGUCGGUUUUUCGGCAUCAACACACGGCAACCAACCAACUGAUCGCUGUGCGGUUCCCCGACACACUCGUGCCUCCCCUCUUGCGCAGCGAAACGAGUUCAGCCCGAUAGAGAUGCCUUUGUGAAUCUCCAGAGUAUAGAUAUAUCGGCACGGCAGCAGAUACACACCUACGGACCUAGUGCUCUCUCUAUGUGGCCACAGGUGCGGUAUUGAUUCAUUCAGAACGUUUCGCUCGCAUGGCAAUGGAAAUGUACGUGUGCAUUUGCACACGUAUUUGCUUGUUUAUGGCAUUUCCACGUUCCCGUGCAUGCUUCGAUUCUUGUCAGUUUUUAUUUGUGGCUGUCGAUUGCCUUUUCAAUGCAUAGAAAAAGGAUGUCCGGUCAAUUUUGCUUUUGGUUUCCCAUCGACCGUGAGGUCGUACGCGUUGGACAUUCGCGAAGGCGUAUCAAAUACGUUUAUUCACUCUAUAUAUGUUGUCUAUGCUGUCGUGCGCAUAUAUAUAUAUAUAUAUAUAUAUAUGCGUGGACGAUGGCAGCAAGUGCAGGUUUGAUUGAGGGACGAGAACUCCGUUUCUUAAUCAGUUUUUUCUGGCUAAGACCAGUAACCGUUUAUGGGUGUGUUUCUGUCCUUCCCGUCGAGAUUUUUCGUAGUUCGAAGGCAGAGUUUCAUUUCCCGGUAGAAGAAUACUGCCAAAUUGAUAUUACUCGGUUUCGACCUGGACGAACCUGAACCAUUUUGCUCAAUUUUCUACUCAUAAAAAUGCGGCAGUGUUUUACUCAAGGCCGUAGUGGAUUUUCGUGUUCGCUCAUCCUCUCCGAGAAAUAUAUGUUGGUUCAGUCUAAGAUACCGAGCUAUUUCCCUCUGUCCAUUCUUGCGUCUGAUGUAUUGGUUCUCGGCUAACAUAAUCACGUUCUUUCAUCGGAAGACGGCCUGUUCUUUUGCAGCGUAUCCGAAUUGUUUUUG
Toxoplasma gondii ME49 is the source of this 4762-nucleotide messenger RNA. Its product is annotated as CRAL/TRIO domain-containing protein. The coding region runs from base 407 to 3391 and encodes 994 amino acids. The transcript is spliced from 11 exons. The record is from RefSeq and is a predicted model, not a curated record. Lineage: Eukaryota; Apicomplexa; Conoidasida; Eucoccidiorida; Sarcocystidae.